Molecule: messenger RNA, 3249 nt
Organism: Mugil cephalus (flathead mullet)
Lineage: Eukaryota; Metazoa; Chordata; Actinopteri; Mugiliformes; Mugilidae
Gene: crot
Product: carnitine O-octanoyltransferase
Exons: 17
Coding region: 154-2013 (619 amino acids)
Cellular component (GO): peroxisome
Molecular function (GO): carnitine O-octanoyltransferase activity
Source: RefSeq, a predicted model, not a curated record
CAGCUGACUGUCCGUGCUGGGACACUGGUUGGUUCAGUCAGUGGGGUAAAGGUGACUGGAGGAGUCCCCGUGUUGACAAUAUCGAGUUGAAACAAGAGACUCAGCGCCUCGAUAUUUCAGCUGUGCGCGGAUGCAAUUACUCCAAGACCUCAUAUGAAGAAGAAGGGAGACGAGAUGGCUAACCAUUUGUCAGAAUCUUCACCAGAGCGGACCUUCCAGUACCAAAACACCCUGCCGCCCCUGCCUGUCCCGUCGUUAGAAAGUAGCCUGUCCAAGUACCUGGAUGCAGUUCGUCCGUUUGCAUCCGAGGAAGAGUUUAAAGCUACGGUGGACAUUGUGAGAAAAUUCCAACAGGGUGCUGGCAAAGAUCUGCACCAGAAACUGCUGCAAAGAGCCAGAACGAGGAGGAACUGGCUGGAAGACUGGUGGUUAGAUGCGGCGUACCUGGAGCUCCGCAUCCCCUCUCAGCUGAAUGUGAACUUUGCCGGGCCGGCGCCGUAUCUAGAGCACUGCUGGCCGCCUGCGGAGGGAACUGAACUGCAAAGGGCCAGUGUUAGCACGUGGCACACCCUACAGUAUUGGAACAUGAUCCACACUGAGAGACUGGCUCCCCAGAAAGCUGGUAAAACUGUCCUGGAUAUGGACCAGUUCAGAAUGCUCUUCUGCACUAGCAAAGUCCCCGGAGUAAAGAAGGACACCAUUCACAACUACUUCAAGACAGAGCGUGAGGGUCCCUGCCCCUCCCACUUGGUAGUGAUGUGUCGUGGACGGAUAUUCACAUUUGAUGCACUUUAUGACGGACAAAUCCUCACUCCUCCAGAACUUCUCAGGCAACUGAGCUAUGUGAAAGAGCGCUGUGACAGAGAACCAGAGGGAGAUGGAGUGGGCGCGCUCACCACUGAGGAGAGGACCCGCUGGGCAAAAGCCAGAGAGCAUCUAAUAAGUAUCGAUCCUCACAACAAGACGAUCCUGGAAACCAUUCAGAGCAGCCUGUUCGUCAUAUCCCUGGAUGGCACAAAACCCUACUCUUCUCCAGAGAACUACACAAAUAUGACUUUGGAAGCCCUUACAGGCGACCCAACCAUCCGCUGGGGCGACAAAUCGUACAAUUCAAUCGUGUUCGCAGACGGCACCUUCGGCUCCACUUGUGAUCAUGCACCUUAUGAUGCCAUGGUGCUGGUGUCUUUGUGCUGGUACGUGGACCAGCAGCUCAAAGCCACUGAAGGCAAAUGGAAGGGCACAGACGUAAUCAGACCAGUACCACUUCCUGAGGAGCUGGUGUUUACUGUGGAUGAAAAAGCCUGUAGUGAUAUUAGCCACGCUAAGCAGCAGUACAUGGAAGCGAUACAGGACCUCCAGCUCGUGUGUUACGCCUUCACAGCGUUUGGGAAAGUGGCCAUCAAACAGAGGAAGCUGCAUCCCGACACAUUCGUUCAGCUGGCGAUGCAGUUAGCCUACUACAGACUGCACAAACGGCCAGGAAGUUGUUACGAGACAGCAAUGACGCGCAAGUUCUACCACGGCAGGACUGAGACGAUGCGACCCUGCACCCAGGAGGCUGUGAACUGGUGUAAAGCCAUGACGGACCCCACUUGUGAUGCUAGUUCCAAGAGGAAAGCCAUGCUGCAGGCCUUCAGCAAACACAACACCCUGAUGGCUGAUGCUCAGGAGGGAAAAGGUUUUGACCGGCAUCUUUUUGGGUUGUAUCUUAUCGCUAAAGAGGAGGGACGUCCCACUCCAGAACUGUACAUGGAUCCCCUCUACUCAAGGAGUGGUGGUGGGGGUAACUUUGUGCUGUCGUCCAGUCUGGUGGGCUACACUACAGUUCUGGGCGCGGUGGCUCCCAUGGUGCCUCAUGGCUACGGCUUCUUUUACCGGAUCAGGGAUGACAGGAUUGUGAUCUCCAUCUCAUCAUGGAAGUCGAGCCGUCAGACAGACCCUCCGUCACUCUUUAAUAACUUCAGCAGCUCCAUGCACGAGAUGCUCCACCUGGCCACCACAUCUCAGCUCUAAGAGAAGAACACAAGUUAAUUCAAACUUUGACCUCUUCACAUAGUUAUUAGAUGUAAUAAUGUGCGGGUAUUAAUGCACACGUUGUUACUCUGGAAUUAAUAGUAACAGCUAGAUCAGCACAAAUCAAUGCAAUACUACAACUGUGUGUGUGUGGAAAGGUGAUCUCCACUAGUUAACAUUUCUUUUAGUCAUGAAUAAGCUUCUCUUGUGGAAAUUUUUAUGACUGUAGCCUGACUUUUAUUGAGGCUAUUUAAUUUUCAAAUCCCGUCUGCAUGAAUUCUGAGGUUUGAGUUACACUAAUGCGUAAUGACUGAACAGAAGCUGAGAUUCCCUCGAGGAAGAGACUGCAGAUCUCAGUUUUAGGUCUUAAAGGGCAUUCCAACUAAAAAUCUACACUCACAAUCAUGUUAAUAAAAGUAGUUGCUUAAUCAAAUAUGUUUAAACACGAUGUCCUUAGUGUUGGGUUUGACUUUUGUCUAUGGUCAGAGCAGUGAGGUCACAGAAUGAAACCUUUCUAACUGGAGAAGAACUGAAGGUGGUCGUAAAAAAUGUGAAAUGCUGCCUCUAGAUCCAGCACCGUUGUUUGGUGCUUUGUCUUUAGCGAUACAUCAAAUCAAAUUAUAGCUUAAUGACGGCAUUUUUUAUAGCAGCAGUUUCAUCAGUGUCUUUAAACGUCCUUAACACUGAAGUUAGUCAUGCAGCAAAUGUCUCUGUAAAUAGAUCCUUCCACAAUUCCACACAAUGAGCUGUAGCUGUUGUGUCACUGUUAACUCUCUCUGGUUGGUGCCUUUUCUUCAGGGUUGCACGUCCAUAUUCUGACUUUCUCCAGAAUAGCUGACUCUACCUUUAAUGAGUUUAACGUAUAAAAACUAAGGGAAUGUACUGUUUAUCGAAGUACUCCUCACACAGUACGACUUUAGUACCUACACAAAGAUACUGUUGUUUGUUGCAUUCUUGUUUUAUGCAAAACCUUCCUGUCUUGGUCACAGCACUUAAGUUCUGCACACUAUGUAGUUUUCUUUUUUCAUGUCUGUCAAGGUAAAGACUCACGAAUGUUCAUAUACAAACUGUGACUGUUUAAUUGCUUGCAUUUGAAGCCUUACACUGAAUGUGAUCUUAUAGAUUUUAUAUGAUUGUACUGUUUUUAAGUCUGGGCACACACACAUUCACUGUGUGUCAUGUUGGAAACUUAGUGUACUAUGAAGGGUCUGAAAUAAAGUAUUUCAACAUGCUUGA